AUCAGACUACAGCACGGUGAAAGUAAAACAAUUAUCAGGGCAGAAAUCGCUAACAAAAAGCCUAGAGAUGGGUCGAUCAGCAAGCGGCUAGAUUCAGAAGAGCUUCCCAGCAUAGUUAGCAGCUAAGAAGGUAAAUCGGUAGCUGAAAAUAGGUGUGCGAGAACAGAAAAAAACUUUCCAGUACUUAUUAAGAAGAGGAAAAAGUCAUCAACGACUUUACAAAAAAAAAAAAAGAGAGAGUUAAGCUAACUAAAAUCUUUCAAAGGUAAGAACAACAGCAAAGAUGUCUGAAGAAUUGACUAAACAAACUGAAGAUUUAACUUUAGAUAAACAAGAAACUGUUUUAUCAAGUAAAGAAGAAUUUACUGCUAAGCAUCCUUUGAAUAGUAAAUGGACUUUAUGGUAUACAAAACCACAAACUAAUUCUCGUGAACAAUGGCAUGAUUUAUUAAAACCAGUUAUUACUUUCUCAUCAGUUGAAGAAUUCUGGGGGAUUUAUAACUCAAUUCCAGCUGCUAAUCAAUUACCAUUGAAAUCAGAUUAUCAUUUAUUUAAAGAAGGUAUUAAACCAGAAUGGGAAGAUGAACAAAAUUCAAAAGGUGGUAGAUGGCAAUAUGCUUUUUCAAAUAAACGUGAAAUUUAUAGUACUAUUAAUGAUUUAUGGUUAAGAGGUUUAUUAUCUGUUAUUGGUGAAACUAUUGAAGAUGAUGAAGAUGAAGUUAAUGGUAUUGUUUUAAAUAUUAGAAAAUCCGCCAUUAGAAUUGGUGUUUGGACUAGAGAUUGUGAUGAAAGUAAAUUGAAAACCGUUGGUGAAAGAUUGAAAAAAGUUUUAAAAUUAGCUGAUGAACAAAAAGUUGAUUUUAUGUCUCAUGAUGAAUCAAAUAAAAAGGGUAGUGAACCUCAAAUUUUGAUUUAG
Messenger RNA from Hyphopichia burtonii NRRL Y-1933, 916 nucleotides. RefSeq names its product translation initiation factor eIF4E (gene EIF4E). Bases 284 to 916 code for a protein of 210 amino acids. NCBI's taxonomy places the organism in Eukaryota, Fungi, Ascomycota, Pichiomycetes, Serinales, Debaryomycetaceae. Gene Ontology annotation, molecular function: translation initiation factor activity; RNA 7-methylguanosine cap binding. Gene Ontology annotation, biological process: translational initiation. The record is from RefSeq and is a predicted model, not a curated record. The transcript has a single exon. Gene Ontology annotation, cellular component: eukaryotic translation initiation factor 4F complex; cytoplasm.